Nymphalis io (European peacock) is the source of this 915-nucleotide messenger RNA. Its product is annotated as golgin subfamily A member 6-like protein 6. The transcript has 5 exons. Bases 11 to 880 code for a protein of 289 amino acids. NCBI's taxonomy places the organism in Eukaryota, Metazoa, Arthropoda, Insecta, Lepidoptera, Nymphalidae. The record is from RefSeq and is a predicted model, not a curated record.
GUGAGGAAUAAUGGUGUUUUGUUAUAAAAUAAUAACAGAGUCGCCGAGACGAUCGCGGUGCGCCUCGCCGAGAAAAUCAUCACCUAUUGGAAGAUACUCUAGCGAUAUUACAAGCUAUUUUGAUUAUGAAGCAAAUAAAGAAGAAGUUUGGGAUUCCAUUCCUGAACGUGAAUGGAAGCUGUUAGCAGCCUUAGCGAGGAAAAGAGAGGAAGAACAAAUGAGAGAGAAUCUUGCAGAAGAGUUUCAGAAAAUGUGGAUUAAAGAGAAGGAAGAGCGCGAGAUGAUGGAAGCUGAAACCUCAGAGAAAUACAAGCGUUAUCUCAACCAGAAGAGAACAGAAGAGAAUUAUUACAACGAGUAUAGACGUCUCCAACGAGACGCAGAGCAGGAAAUCAAGACAGACCAGCUGUUACACUGCAUCCGGUAUAAAGAGAGGAGGAGCGCCGACUUGCUGGCUUGGAGGGAUGACCAAAAGGUGACAGAGCUGGUGGGCAAGGCGGUGGAGGAGGCGGAGCGGGCGUGGGGGGCGGCGGAGAGGCGCGCGCGGCGCGGAGCCGUCGCCGCCUGGCACCGCCACGUGCAGCAGCUGCACGCGCGGCAGAAGGCCGACGACGCGAGUACACGACGAAACGAAAUGCUGCGGAAUGCUUCACAGCGUCUAGCCAUCAACAACACCCUAAGUUCUUGGGAAACCUCCCUAAUACGCCAAGAAAUGGCAGCAAUGGAUGCUGCCAGGCGUGCACACGUCGUCGCACACUGCGCACUGAAAGACGCGCGGAGCGUGCGCUUCACGCGUGCGAGGGAGAACAAACGACAACGUGCGAGGAGAUUGGCUGCUAUCACUGCUCAGAUGAGAGAAACUAUCAAAAGUGGCAGAUAAUUACCAUUUUAUUUCAAAUGAAUUCAGAUAAUGUG